AUGGUCCGACUUGUUUGGUCCAUAGAAGUCUUGACGACGACUUUUCUCGCAGGCAACUGCGUUUGUUUCCUGUUAUCAAUAAUACCUUCCGUGGCCGCUUUUGCCGAAACACUCCGCGUACGACGCGUUCUACCAUCGGUCUCGCCACAAGACGCGUAUGCGCGCUGCUUGCGGGGAUGGAAGCGGGAUAACCUUGGUCUCGUGGGGGUACCUCCGCCCAUUCUACUAAGAGACGGCCAUCCUGAUACCGGCGUCGGUAUGCUUCUUUUGCGAAUACCGCCCUUCGGCUUGAAAGAGGGCAUCGUCGGCUGCCAGCGGGACGAGUGUUCUACCACCAUGAAUUACCAAGUUUUGAAUCCGGGAUGGUUUACUUGGCCGGUUGCUGAGCAUGAAGGAUGGAUUCGGUUCGCCUCUGAUGGGGAACAGGGAUGUAUUUUGGAAUGGACGGUCCAGUGGACACCGCUACCAUUGCCGCUAUCCUUUUGGAACGGUUUUCUCAAAGCACUAACAACAGUGAUAGUGGAAGCCGCGGCAAGCUAUGUCGCCAGAGGGGGCUCAGGCGCCUACCAAUCAGUUGCUAUCCGCAAAAAAGAUGCAUGGGACAACAAAAAAUCCUUCGGUUUGAACAGAUCAGUCCGCGUACCUACGAUGAUGUUCUCGUGUGCUACGGGAGGAGCUUUCGGCGCGGCAUUCCCCUUGGCGGAGGUUGAUUCUUCUUGCACACGCCGAGCAGGUCGAGCCUGCACAGGGACGCUUCCGGGAUUCUGUCUCGUUUGGGCGGAUCCUUCGCCACCCGGCGUCCGGAGACUGAUGGGUCGCACUGGCGGCCUGGAAAACUCAGGCUCCAUCACUUUGGGGGCGAUCGAGAAAAUUGAUCCUAUUUCGAUGGGUAAAGGGGUCUGUCCGGCUGCCCCCGAUCACGGAUGUACGGGACAUCUUGUCCAGGGACCGUCAAACGAAUUUGGGGCACGCUUCCGACAUGCAUCACACGACUUCGCGAUUGCAAUGAUCUGUGCACCCUCCGUUGGUUCAUUUCACAGCUCGAGCUCGGAAAUACUGAGGUCACUCGAACAAGACAAGAUGAGGGAAUCUAGUCGAAAACGACCACUUAGAGCAGAAGAUGGCCUACAAUCAUCGUCGUCGGCGUCUGACUUGGACCAACAGCAACAACAUCACCAAGACGACGUGGAUACCCUGGGCGACGCGACGAUUGCUUGGUACGGUUCAAACGAGGCGACGGUAGUACUAGGGGCAACACCUCUGUGCCUUUUAGGACGUGGAAGAAUACGUCUUAUCUCGGGAACUGUCAGCUUGCACGGCUUUUGCCUUACCGAUGAAUUUCGAGAUUUCGAAAGUCCUAUUUAUGCGAGCUGGCUUACUAUUGUCGCCGAAGAGCACGGUAAGAAGGGAGGAGAGGUAGCCAAGGUAGCAGUGGAAUCAACACGGCGUGUUGCUGGUGUUCUCGUACCAACUUUUGAAAUUAAGCUGGCGACCGAGCCCCAUUCACGACCGACCGUUAUUCCCCGUCGAUGGACAGAGUCACUAGACUCAAUUCUACAGGAACAAUUGUGUCGACAACUGGAAAACGAGAAGGCAAGCCAGCGGAAAAGACCCACCGCCUUCACACGUUUACUCGAAAAGGAGAGCAGUAGUGAGAAACUUGCUGCCAAGGAAAUGGAACAGUCAGCUCCUGGGUUCAAAGUCGUCGUGGUGGGUGCCAAGAACGUCGGCAAGUCCACCUGUUUACGCUACGCCAUCAAUCGACAUCUGUCGAUGUGCAGCGAAGUAGCGGUAUUGGACGGAGACUUGGGACAGCCGGAACUAUCGCCUCCAGGGAUGGUGACUUUAACACGUUUGCGACAGCCAAUCUUUAGCCAGCCGCAUUUACACCUAGUAACGAACGAAGAUAAUGCGUCAGCUGCAGCGCCUCGACACGAAAUGGCGUAUUGGUUUGGGGCAUCUACUUCACAAGGGGAUCCCGAAAAAUACGUGAGCAGUCUCACAAAGCUAGUGCGCUACUAUCACGAAAAGCUUCUUCCUCAAAAGCCUACGUUGCCUUUGCUGAUCAAUCUCGAUGGGUGGGUCAAAGGACUUGGGAUGCAGAUCUUGGAAGCUAUCCUGCUACAAAUUCAACCAACGCACGUGAUUCAGAUACUAGGAGAUCUCAAUUCCAAAGUCUUCGAAUUGUCGUUACCUGACGAAAUUCAUCUCCAUAUAUGUCACGCCUACCACGUGAUACCACCAGAGGAACAACAAAGAAAAACAAAAAUGUCUACGCCCACUUCCGAUUCCGAGUCGAAGGAAACAUGUGCGCUGGUCGACAGGCAACACGACACUGGUCGCGUUACUUCUCUGUCCGACAUUGCGAGUCUCCCAACAAUCCCCUCGUCCAUACCGGCAUCAGCGCUCCGGACACUCCGCUUUGUCUCCUACUUUUUGGACGAUGUUUCCAUUUGGGAUCGCAUACGCUUCGGUCAAAAGGAACUGAUCGUGGAUAUUAAUUGUGUGAUUGCCAAACGUUUUGCCUCGCAGAAGCCGUACAUAGUACCGUUUGAAGCAAUUGCGGUGGAUUUUAGUUCCGACGAGUUUCGACGUGACAUAUGGACACCAGAACGGAUUCUGGACAGUUUGAAUGGAUCCAUAGUAGGCUUAUGCUGUCGAACGGGCAAAUCAGACGACGAGUUUGACUGUUGUGUUGGUCUCGGUAUU
Messenger RNA from Phaeodactylum tricornutum CCAP 1055/1, 2709 nucleotides. RefSeq lists its product with no specific name. Gene Ontology annotation, biological process: cleavage in ITS2 between 5.8S rRNA and LSU-rRNA of tricistronic rRNA transcript (SSU-rRNA, 5.8S rRNA, LSU-rRNA). Lineage: Eukaryota; Bacillariophyta; Bacillariophyceae; Surirellales; Neidiaceae. The annotation marks the transcript as partial. The record is from RefSeq and is a predicted model, not a curated record. Gene Ontology annotation, molecular function: polynucleotide 5'-hydroxyl-kinase activity. The transcript has 3 exons. Gene Ontology annotation, cellular component: nucleus.